Molecule: messenger RNA, 10936 nt
Organism: Trichomycterus rosablanca
Lineage: Eukaryota; Metazoa; Chordata; Actinopteri; Siluriformes; Trichomycteridae
Product: protein unc-80 homolog
Exons: 65
Coding region: 104-10096 (3330 amino acids)
Biological process (GO): monoatomic cation homeostasis
Cellular component (GO): cation channel complex; axon
Molecular function (GO): monoatomic cation channel activity
Source: RefSeq, a predicted model, not a curated record
AAACCGCCACCUGCGGCCAUUUCACGAUGCUCAUACAGGAUCACAUGAAUGUCCGCGGACAGAAUAUUUUAACUGACCGUUUUCGGACGCCAGGCUCGGUAAAAUGGUGAAAAGGAAGAGCUUGGACGACAGCGACCAGGAGAAUUGCCGAGGAAUACCGUUUCCUAUCCAGACCUUCCUGUGGAGACAGACCAGUGCAUUUUUGCGACCAAAAUUGGGGAAGCAGUAUGAAGCAUCCUGUGUGUCUUUUGAGCGAGUGCUGGUGGAAAAUAAACUCCAUGGACUCUCUCCAGCUCUCACCGAGGCCAUCCAGAGCAUCAUGCGCUGGGAACUAGUGCAGGCCGCAUUGCCUCAUGUUCUCCACUGUACCGCCAUCCUCCUUUCCAACCGUAACAAGCUAGGGCACCAGGAUAAACUUGGUGUUGCAGAGACCAAAUUGCUUCACACUCUCCACUGGAUGCUUCUGGAGGCUGCUCAGGAGUGCCACCAGGACCAGGGGCAUGGCUGGUCUGGAGGAAGCAGCAGUGGCUUUUUUCAGCCUUUGGGCAACCAGGGCCCUAUGGAUCGAAAUGGUAGUACCCCUGAAGAGAAUGAGUAUGCUCGAGCCAAGCUGUACUAUAAGAACAUGGCUACUGUGGAGCUGUUUGUGUUUCUCUUUGCUCCUCUGGUCAACCGCAUCAAGGAAUCUGAUCUUACCUUCCGACUCGCUAGUGGACUUGUUAUUUGGCAGUCAAUGUGGGAGCACCGUCAGCCUGAAGUGCCCGCUUUCUCUGCCCUCAUCAAACCCAUGCGCAGCAUUAUUACUGCCAAAAGAAACUCUCCAGUGAAUAACCAGUGUAGCCCCUGUGGUUCCAGCAAUCCAUGUCACACUGUGGUGUGUGAAUCUGCACAAUCUGACUCCUCCUCCCCCCUGAUAAAGGGACAGAGCUGUCGCCGUGGCAACUCGGUGGAGCAAGGAGGCUCUUCUCAGCAGCCAUAUGAUCGAGGCCUUUCACAGAAGAAAAUGUCAGCACCUGGCUCAGUGCCCGUGUGCCAGCGGGCUCGGUUUGCCAGUUACUUUGAUGUAGCAGUGUUGCGAUGCUUGCUUCAGCCUCACUGGACGGAGGAGGGCGUGCACUGGGCGCUCAUCUAUUACCUGCAACGGCUACGGCAGAUUUUGCAGGAAAAACCAGAGCGCCCCCCUGAACCUCCUACAGCGCCCCUGCCUAGACCAAGGAGCAGCUCCAUGGUUGCUGCAGCUCCCUCUCUGGUCAACACACAUAAAACGCAGGACAUGACCCUAAAGUGUAAUGAGGAGGGAAGGUCUCUAAGCUCUGAGACCUUCACCAAAGUUUCCAUCACUAAUCUCAGAAGAUCAGCCAUCCCUGACCUCUCCGCCGACAUGAGCAUGAACAUUUUUAAAAAGUUUAAGAACCGCAAAGAGGACCGGGAGAGGAAAGGUUCAAUCCCAUUCCACCACACGGGGAAGAAGAGGCAGCGGCGCAUGGGUGUGCCCUUUAUCAUGCAUGAGGACCACUUGGAUGUGUCUCCCACACGCAGCACCUUCUCAUUCGGAAGCUUCUCUGGAUUGGGUGACGACCGCCGCCCCCUAGACCGAGGCGGCUGGCCCUCAAGCAUCAUGGGAAAGUUAACUCGCCGAAGCAGCACUGACACAGCAGCAGAUGUGGACAGUCUCGGAGUCAAACACUCUCACUCACACCAUAACCUGCCUGACCACUCCAACAGCCACAGUGAAAACACCAUCAAAGAGGGGGUUCGCUCCCAGAUCUCAACCAUUACUAUGGCCACCUUUAACACAACAGUGGCCUCAUUUAACGUGGGCUACACUGACUUCUUCACCGAGCAUAUUAAGAAGCUAUGCAAUCCCAACCCCAUCCCAGAGAUGCCCUGUGAGCCGCUGGCAUGUUCCAACCUGCCCCGCAGUCUAACUGAUUCCUGCAUCAACUACUCAUGUCUGGAAGAAAGAGACACCAUCGAGGGCACCAACAACUUCAUUAUGAGGAACGGCAUGCUUGAUCUUUCAGCUGUUCUAAGAGCAGUGUACGCCGUCCUCACCCAUGACAUCAGCUCACGGAUCUGUGACAUUGCCCUUAACAUUAUCGACUGUCUCCUGCAACUGGGUGUUGUGCCCAGCUCUGCCAAGAAGGCUGCCAAAUCUGAGGACAAAGCUAAAGAGGCAGAGCAUACAAAGGAAGGAGUCAGUCAAGGCAUGGCCGGGGCACAUGGAGUUGUUUCUGGUGGCACGGCGGCUGUUUCCAGUGGCGGGAGUGGAGAUGGUGAUGGAGGGGGUGAUGGAGGAGGAGGAGGCGGAGGAGGAGAGAGUGGAGGUGGAAGUAGAAAUGAUAUUAAAAACAGCAAAUCCAGUAAGGAGGACGACUCUGCCCUCAGUUCCCAUAGAUUAACUCUAACUAUGCUAAUUAAGAUUGUGAAGUCUCUUGGUUGUGCUUACGGCUGUGGAGAAGGCCAUCGUGGGCUCUCUGGUGAUCGCCUGCGCACACAGGCCCAAAACUGUCUGACCAGUCUGUACAAGCUGGAUAAAGUUCAGUUUCGACAGACCAUGAAAGAGUAUGUCAACAAGGAUUCUCUUAACAACAUCGUCGAUUUUCUACACGCUCUACUUGGCUUCUGUAUGGAGCCCAUCACUGACAAAUACGGCAGUGCAGGUGAGAGGUCCAGGAGGGCGAAUAAGCGAAACUUCGACAAGGCAGGCUUUGGAAACAAUUUUGCCACCGGAGGAGAUAAGUCUCUGGCCCAGAGUAUGGAGGCUGUGGUGGUGGGCUGCAUGUUCAAAUCCCUCAUAACCAGAUGUGCAUCCACUACACAUGAGCUACACAGUCCAGAAAAUCUGGGCCUGUACUGCGACAUUCGGCAGCUAGUUCAGUUUAUCAAAGAAUCACAUGGCAACGUGUUUCGUCGAGUGGCCCUCAGUGCUCUGCUGGAUAGCGCAGAAAAACUCAAUGCCACAAAAAGGCCUGAGGAUAAAGAGGAGACCAAGUCGUCUGCACAAAAAAGCGAGGAGCAGAUCCCCGGCGCUCUGUUAGGAAGAAAGGACUUCUGGAGGAAAAUGUUCAAGUCUCAAAGCGCUGCCAGUGACACCAGCAGUCAGUCAGAGCAGGACACAUCAGAAUGCACCACUGCCCACUCUGGCACUACAACAGACCGUCGCUCACGCUCUCGAUCUAGGCGUAUCUCAUUGCGCAAGAAGCUUAAACUGCCCAUAGGGAACUGGCUAAAGCGCUCGUCCCUGUCUGGCCUUGCUGAUGGAGUGGAAGACCUGCUGGACAUCAGCUCAGUGGACAGACUUUCUUUCAUCAGGCAGAGCUCCAAGGUGAAAUUUACAAGUGCUGUAAAGCUGUCGGAGGGAAGUGUCAUGGAGUACGGUCGGGAAGAGGAGGAGAAUUUCUUCAAGCGGCUUGGUAAAUGGCGGUCCGGUCGGCGGAACCCAUCCAAGAUUCACCACACAGAGGAGAAAGAUGGAUGUCCCGGGUUCCAGGAGCGCUUGGCUACCAGCCAGGAGGCCAUGAAAAAUAAGAACAUAGUCAAUCUAGGUGCCAUCAGACAGGGCAUGAAGAGAUUUCAGUUCCUCCUGAACUGUUGUGAGCCAGGAACUAUCCCAGAUGCUUCCAUCCUAGCUGCUGCAUUAGACCUGGAAGCACCAGUGGUGGCUAGGGCAUCACUGUUCCUGGAGUGUGCUCGCUUUGUGCACCGCUGUAACCGUGGGAACUGGCCAGAAUGGAUGAAAGGUCACCACGUCAACAUUACCAAACGAGGGCUUUCGAGAGGACGCUCACCUGUAGUUGGCAACAAGAGAAACAACAAACUGCAGUGGAAUGCAGCUAAGCACUUCUACCAGUGGGGUGAUGCAAUUGGCACUCGUCUGAGUGAACUAUGCCACUCGGACAGUGAGAGUCCGGCCAGCAUUUUGGGUUUUAUUUAUGAUGAGGAGAGCAAGAGGAGAGCAAGGAAAGAAGAUGAUGAGGAGGACUUUCUAGAUGACAGUACUGUCAACCCGACAAAAUGCAGCUGUCCCUUUGCUCUGAAGAUGGCUGCUUGUCAGCUGCUGUUGGAGAUCACUACUUUUUUAAGAGAGACCUUCCCCUGUCUCCCUCGCCCUCGCACGGAACCCCUCAUGGAUUUGGAAAGCUGCCGACUGCGUCUGGACCCCGAGCUGGGUCGUCAUCGCUAUGAGAGGAAGAUCAGCUUUGCAGGAAUCUUGGAUGAUGAGGAUGGCCAUGAUUCCCUAAACAGUAGUAGUCACACUUUAAAGUCUGAUACAGCAUGUGAUGAAAAGAAAUCCUCACAAGAGCCUCUGGCUCCCACUAGAAAGAUUCGCAUAGGAGGUUCUCGGUUGCUGCAGAUUAAAGGAGCCAGGAGUUUUAAGGUGAAGAAAGGCGGUUCCCUGUCCUCCAUCCGCCGAGCCGGCAGUCUAAAGAGCACCAAGAUGUCUCGACAGGACUCAGAGUCUGAGAACGAUGCAGAGUCUGAUCGUAUGCUGUCUCAAAGCAGAGACACGGUCACUGAUAUAGGGAGUCCCUGGAGUGCCAGUGAGCCAAGCAUUGAGCCUGAAGGUACUGGGAGCACUGGUGGAGUGGAGGACUAUCACCGCAACAUGUCGUGGUUACACAUCAUGAUCCUGCUGUGCAACCAGCAGAGCUUCAUUUGCACCCACGUGGACUUCUGCCAACCACGCUGCUAUCAGCGCCACAGCCGAUCCUGUGCUCGACUUGUGCGUGCUAUCAAGCUGCUAUAUGGCGAGACAGUCGACAGCCUAAGAGAGAACAGUGCCAGCGGUGUCAGCAGUGCUCGUGCCAAGAAGAGCAAAGAGUGCUCAGACAAGUCAUGCUUGCGGACUCCAUCCAUGAAGAGACGUCCUACUGACAACAAUGCAGAGGGGAAAAAGGACACUGGAAUGCUGAAAUAUAUUCGCACACAGGUGAUGAGUUUGUGCCCGGCGCCUCUGUCUCUACUAAUAAAAGCAGCACCCAUCCUGACAGAUGAUAUGUACGGAGACGUUCAGCCAGCUGCCUGGGAACUUCUGCUCAGCGUGGACGAGCACAUCGCUGCAGCUGCAGCGGCCAUGUUCCUGCUGUGUGCAGUAAAGGUGCCUGACGCUGUCACUGAAAUGAUGAUGGCUGAAUUUCAACAUCCGGAAGCCAGUCAAAGAAUUAACUCUGUGCUUAAGUUCUACACCGUGUGGAGGUUCCGCUACCAGGUGUGGCCUCGCAUGGAGGAAGGAGCUCAGCAGAUCUUUAAGAUUCCCCCACCCAGCAUUAACUUUACUCUGCCAUCUCCUAUUCUGGGGAUGCCAUGUGUGCCCAUGUUUGAUCCACCAUGGAUGCCACUGAACACCGGGACUGUUCCAGAUGCAAUAACUGAAGAUCAGUCUAAAUCAUUCUCAGCUCGUGCAGUGUCACGCUCACACCAGCGUGCUGAGCAUAUCCUUAAGAACAUGCAGCAAGAGGAUGAGAAAAGGAGGCUGGGUCGUGAGGCCAGCAUCAUUACGGCCAUUCCCAUUGCCCAAGAAGCCUGCUAUGAACCCACCUGCAGCCCUCCGCCUGAGCAAGAGGAAGAGGAAGAUGUAGUGAACCUGACUUCUCGUCGUCUCUCUGUGAGCCCUUCCUGCGCCUCCAGCAACUCGCACAGGAACUACUCAUUCCGCCGGGGCUCUGUGUGGUCAGUGCGCUCAGUGGUCAGUGCUGAAGAUGACGAGAACACUACAGAGCAUACACCCACGCAUCACAUGUUACAGCCACCACAAGCUGUGUUCCCAGCAUGCAUUUGUGCUGCCGUGUUGCCCAUAGUGCACUUAAUGGAGGAUGGAGAUGUUCGAGAAGAUGGUGUUGCAGUUAGUGCUGUGGCUAAGCAGGUGUUAUGGAACUGUCUGAUUGAGGACCCAGCACUUGUUCUCCGACAUUUUCUAGAAAAACUAACAGUCAGUAACAGACAAGAUGAGCUGAUGUAUAUGCUAAGAAAGCUUCUGCUCAAUAUUGGGGAUCUACCUGCACAGACCUCACACAUUCUCUUCAACUACCUGGUGGGUUUGAUCAUGUAUUUUGUGCGUACACCAUGCGAAUGGGGCAUGGAUGCCAUCUCAGCUACACUGACUUUUUUGUGGGAGGUGGUGGGGUAUGUAGAGGGCCUUUUUUUCAAAGACCUCAAACAGACCAUGAAGAAAGAGCAGUGUGAGGUGAAGCUUUUGGUUACUGCCUCUAUGCCAGGAACCAAGACACUGGUGGUCCAUGGGCAGAAUGAGUGUGAUAUCCCUACACAAUUGCCAGUUCAUGAGGAUACACAGUUUGAGGCCCUGCUUAAGGAAUGCCUCGAGUUCUUCAACAUACCAGAGGCUCGUUCAGCUAGCUACUUCCUUAUGGACAAGCGCUGGAAUCUCAUCCACUAUGCCAAGACAUAUGUGCGAGACAUCUACCCUUUCAGGCGCUCAGUGUCCCCUCAGCUCAACCUGGUCCACAUGACUCCAGAGAAGGGCCAGGAACUCAUUCAGAAACAGGUUUUCUCCAGAAAGCUGGAGGAAGUGGGCAGAGUUCUGUUCCUCAUUUCGCUCACCCAGCGCAUGCCUGCCAUGCACAAGCAAUCCCAUGUCUCCUUGCUACAGGAAGACCUGCUGCGUCUGCCCUCCUUCCCUCGUACAGCUAUUGAUGCUGAGUUUACCCUCUUCAGUGAGCCUUUGGGCAAAGAGCUAUUCGGCAUGGACACCUUACACAAGGUACUGUGGAUCAAGCUGUUGGAGGAGAUGUUUUUGGGCAUGCCAAGUGAGUACCCCUGGGGUGAUGAGAUCAUGCUCUUUCUCAAUGUGUUUAACGGAGCCCUGCUGCUACACCCAGAAGACAGUUCCCUGCUCAGGCAGUACACAGCCACUGCCAUUAACACUGCUGUGCACUUCAACCACCUGUUCUCACUGAGCGGCUAUCAGUGGAUCCUUCCCACCAUGCUUCAGACAUAUGCUGAUUAUGAAAGUAACCCACUGCUGCGUCGAGGCAUCGAGUUCUGCUGCCGGCAGUUUUACAUUCUUCACCGCAAGCCCUUCAUCCUGCAGCUGUUUGCCAGUGUUGCUCCACUGCUGGAAUUUACUACCUGCACCAGUACUGGAUUGUCCAAAGGCGUGUCUGCACAGUGCCUGUUUGACCUGCUGGUGUCUUUGGAGGGAGAGACAGCUGACAGUCUGCAUGCCCUUGAGCUGGUCAAGGCUGAGAAACCGCUUCGUUCUCUGGAUUUUUGUUAUGGCAAUGAGGACCUUGCCUUCUCCAUCAGUGAAUCUAUUAAGCUAUGUGUGACAGUGGUGGCCUAUGCCCCUGAAUCCUUCCGAAGUCUGCAGAUGCUGAUGGUUUUGGAGGCACUGGUUCCUUGUUAUUUGCAGAAGCUGAAGAGUAACAGUCAAGCUCUAGAGUCAGCAUCUGUGGCCAGAGAUGAGAUUGCAGCCAUAGCUGCGCUGGCCACCUCAUUGCAGGCUCUGCUUUACAGUGUAGAAACCCUGACACGGCCUAUGACUGCACCUCAGAUGAGUCGUGGUGAUCAGGGCCAUAAGGGAGGAACUGCUGCCAACCACACAAUGUCUGGAGGACCAAAUACAAGGGAUAACCUGCACCUGCUGGAGGAGGGCCAGGGUAUGCCACGAGAGGAGUUAGACGAGCGUAUUGCCAGAGAGGAGUUCCGUCAUCCUCGAGAGUCUCUGCUUAACAUCUGCACCGAGUUCUACAAACACUGUGGUCCACGCCUUAAAAUCCUUCAGAAUGUGGCUGGAGAACCAAGAGUCACCGCUCUAGAGCUUUUGGACAUGAAGUCGCACAUGAGGCUGGCAGAGAUCGCACACUCGCUCCUGAAGUUGGCGCCCUACGACACCCUGACCAUGGAGAGCCGUGGUCUGCGCCGCUACAUCAAUGAGAUGCUGCCCAUCACUGACUGGUCAUCGGAGGCAGUACGGCCAGCACUCAUCCUCAUUCUGAAGCGGCUGGACCGCAUGUUCAACAAAAUUCACAAGAUGCCCACGCUCAGGUGCGCCCGCCCACAGGCUUUAUACUCCAGGCGACAAGUAGAAUGGGAAGCAGCCAGUAGUCUGAUUGAGGGGAUUUGUCUGACUCUUCAUCGCCAGCCAAUCAUUUCAUUUCUCCCUCACCUGCGCUCUCUCAUCAACGUUUGUGUCAACCUGGUGAUGGGUGUGGUCGGACCCUCCAGCGUUGCAGACGGGCUGCCGUUGCUGCACCUCAGUCCUUACCUUUCCCCUCCUCUCCCCUUUAGCACGGCUGUGGUUCGCUUAGUGGCCAUGCAGAUACAGGCUUUGAAAGAUGACUUCCCACUCAGUCAGGUGAUCUCCCCUUUUACCAAUCAGGAGCGGCGAGAGGGCAUGCUGCUUAACCUUCUGAUACCAUUUGUUUUAACUGUCGGCUCAGGAAGCAAAGACAGUCCUCAAAUCGAGCAGGCAGAGGUCUUUUUGCUUCUGCAGACAGUCAUCAACAUCCUCCUGCCUCCACGUAUUAUCAGCACCUCACGUAGCAAGAAUUUUGUACUGGACGCGUCCCCGGCUCACUGCUCCACUCCUGGUGACACUGGAAAAGACCUGCGCCGAGAAGGACUGGCCGAGUCCACCAGCCAAGCUGCUUAUUUAGCUCUGAAGGUGGUACUGGUGUGCUUUGAGAGGCAGCUGGGUAAUCAGUGGUACAGACUGAGUCUGCAGGUGAAGGAGAUGGCUUUGCGCAAAGUGGGCGGUUUGGCUUUCUGGGACUUCAUUGACUUCAUAGUGCGCACUCGCAUCCCCAUCUUCGUGCUCUUGCGCCCCUUUAUACAGUGCAAGCUGCUAACCCAGCCAGCAGAGUCUCAGGAGGAACUCACAGCCCGUCAUCACAUCGCUGACCAGCUAGAAAGGCGCUUUAUCCCACGCUCACUCUGCAAAAGCUCCCUGUUUGCCGAGUUCAACAACGAGCUGAAGAUCCUAAAGGAAGCCGUGCACAGUGGCUCAGCAUACCAGGGAAAAACUUCCAUCAGCACAGUGGGUACCUCUACAUCCGCCUACCGGUUAAGUCUGGCCACCAUGUCCCGUUCAAACACGGGCACAGGUACAGUGUGGGAGCAAGACAGCCAGCCGUCCCGACAACCCUCGCAAGACACACUUAGUCGAACGGACGAAGAGGAGGAGGAAAAUGAUUCCAUAAGCAUUCCCAGUGUGGUAAGUGAGCACGAGGCAUUCUUGCCCAGACAUAUUACCCAGCGCCGUUUCUCUAGCCACGCCACUGGCUCAGCCUCCACCCAGCCAGGGCCGGGCCUAAGCACCAUGCUACCCAGCCACAGUGAACCCAAUGUGCUAGAUGAAUCCCAGGGGCUGCUGGAGGAGGGUAACCUGUCACGGGUCGCAAGUGUCCAGAGCGAACCAGGCCAUCAGAAUCUCUUGCUUCAGCCACCACUUGGGCGAAAACGAGGUCUAAGACAGUUACGUCGGCCGCUACUGUCUAUUCCGAGGGUUCAGGAUGAAACUCGUGGAAGGCACGGAGCCAGACUCUCAACCACUCGCAGGAGCAUUCAGCCCAAGAACAAAAUGUUUGACAAGGCAACUGCUGACCAAAAGAGGUCGGUCACGUUUACAGAGAACCAGCAAAAGGCUUCUGGAAAGUCUCCUUGUGCUACACCCACACCCACAACUGGCACUACUUUGCCUGGUAUGGCGGAUACCAGGAGACCGAGUCACUCACACCCCAGCACUGGUAACACUGAGACUUCAUCACCGUCUGCCAGAACAGACCAGCACAGUCCAGCACACCCACAGGCCUCGCCUCUUGCCGAGAGUAAAGAAAAACAGGAGCAGACUUGUGUAAGAACCAUCCUGUCCCCUACACCCUCCACUCCAGCAUCCAGAUCCUGCUCUCCCCUCCCUCUCCUGAGCACCCCGAUUCGUCUGAGCCCGGCUCAGAUCCGCGAAAGUCCAGAAGACGAGGAGACGACGGGACUCUUGCAGAACAGCGACACCUCGCUCCACAUGGCUGAGGAACAGGGCACAGAAAACCCUCUGCUCAACUCACUGCUCUCGCCUCACUCUCUGUCCCCUCUGCCUUUGUCUCCUGUAGAUCUGGACCUGGACGAGUCCCACGUGUGAAGCCUAAACAAGAAGUCCAAAAUGAUCAGGUGCUGGAAGAUAAAAAUUGAACUCAUGGAGUGGAGGAAUGACUACACUGAAACAAACCUGAUGUCUACUUUAAAGUAUGGUGGAGGGUGUGUGAUGUUGUGGAGCUGUUUUUCAGUCAAAUAAAACCUUAUAAGGCUAAAUACCAAUACAGAUGCAGAGACAUGGAGCAAGAUAUCUUGGGGAGUUCUGUCGUAUCUAAAACCAGGAUUUUAGCAGCAUCUCCUUCAAUUUCUGUACAGCCUUUGUACAGUUCUGAAUACUGCUUUCCCAGUGUCGGUGCUUAGGUCCCCCGCAGCAUAGCAGAACCUCUGGACCCCUUAUUGUGGGUGUUAAACCUCCAGCAAAAGGAAUUUACUGAAGCAGCCGUCUCAGUCUCCAGAAUUUAAUCACAUAGAAUAUUGUCUUUGUGCUUUUGCAUGAGAAGAAUGGCCAAAGAUUCCUCAAGAUAGGUGGCAGAAGAUUAAACCACUUAUCAGAGAGUAUCUUGGCAAGAAGAUCUAUCUCUUGCUAUCUCAGCAUCAGUAUUAAAAUAAUCAGCAAUAUAGGUUUGGUGGCUUGUCAUGACAGACCGCUGUUCCAGAGAUACUUCAACCCAGUUGUCUGCCCAUAAUGAUUUGGCCUUUAUUAAAGUCACCCAGGUCUUUAUGCCUGAUCAUAUCUGUUACAUUCAACAUGUGAACUACGAGUAACUACUAUUAACCCAGCAUUUAACAGAUUCCUGGCCAUCACAUGCAUAACUGUUAUGAAAUAGGCAUUGCCAUGCAAAUUUUUUGUGGGGUGCUCCUAAUGUUUGUAACCCCUUUAAGAUCA